AUGAGUGAUCUCUCGUUAGAGUCGGACAAUGUUUCGCUUUCGGACUCAAUCUUCUCCAACAGUUCUGUGGAAGGGGUGGCGACCAAAAGGGGAGAAGUGAUUGAUAUGUCCCGUUGGAGGGAUCAGACGAUGACCAAAGUGGUCGUCUGGAAGGGCAAGGGUUGGUCCACACCUAUGAACGGCGAUCUCGUGUCCAUCCAUUACACCGCCAAACGAGAGGACGGAUCAGUGUUUGACUCGUCUCGCAAACGGAACCAAGUCUUCACAUUCACUGUCGGACGCAAACAAGUGAUCAAAGGUCUGGACGUCGCUAUCAAAACCAUGAAGUGGUCAGAGGUUUCAAACUUCACGUUUUCGGGCGAAUAUUCUUUCGACGAAACCAAUUGUCCGGAAGGGAUGGCUCCGGGCGCUCGUGUCUCCUACGAAGUCGAGCUCUUUUACUUCAAACUCAUUGAUCUGACGAAGAAAAAAGACGGAGGACUCACGAAGAGAAUCAUUACUCCCGGAAAUGGACACGAAUUGGCGAUCUUUGGCUCUAAAUGUGACGUCCAUUUUGUGGGCAAAUAUGAAGACAAAGUGUUUGAAGAGCGAAGUGUGAGCUUUACUGUCGGCGAAGCGGAAGUGAAAGAAGUGAUUGAAGGCAUUGAGAAAGCGGUCACCAAAAUGAGGAAAGAAGAGAAAUGCCUUCUCUUUGUGAAACCCGAAUACGCUUUCGGACCGAAAGGCAAACCAGAGUUCGGUAUUCCCGACGGCUAUCGAGAAGUGGUUUACGAAAUCACUUUAAAAGACUUCACCGAAGCUAAAGAGCCGUUCCAGUUGUUGGACAGACAAAAGUUGGCCACAGCAGAGGUGUUGAAGACUAAGGCCAACGAUUACUUCAAUCAAUGCAAGUAUUCAUUGGCUGUCAAACAAUACAAACGAAUGGUGAAAGUGUUGAGACACGACUCCAAAUACGAAAGGUUUCGUUUCGACGCUCCGUCGGAGAUGAGACCCGAAGAGUACGGCCCCGAAAGGGAUCGACUUCUUUACAUCGCUUAUCAGAAUUUGUCAAAUUGUUAUCAAAAGAUGAAUCAAUUGGACGAUUGUCUUCAAUGCGUUCAAUUGGCGCUAAAACUGGAGCCACAGAAUCCCAAAGGUCUGUACCGUCGAGGAAGGGCUUACUAUGAUCUCCAUGAAUACAAGUUGGCAAGAGAUGACUUCCAGAAGUCACUAGAAUUUGGUCCCAACAAUAAGUCGGCCCAAAAUUACAUCGCUCUUUGCAAUAAUGCCAUCAAAACUAACGCAACGAAAGACAGGCAAAUGUUUAGCAAAUUGUUAGAGAUGACUUCCAGAAACAGGCAAAUGUUUAGCAAAUUGUUCACCGAUUCAAAGCCAAAGUCCAGUUUUGAUCUCAAAGAAUUCGGCGACGCUCUGGACAUCGAAGAAUACGGUAGUGAAGUGAAGGACACCACCGCUUCCACAUCCAAAGCUUCUUCCAAUUAA
Medioppia subpectinata is the source of this 1482-nucleotide messenger RNA. The record is from the annotation of a GenBank genome assembly. Lineage: Eukaryota; Metazoa; Arthropoda; Arachnida; Sarcoptiformes; Oppiidae.